AAAAGCGGAGAGCCUCAGAGAGCGCGAGCGAACGGAGGAGUUUAAUGACACUUUACCGGUACAGACAGGGACCCGUUAAUCUCCCUGUACAGACGUCCACUGAGUUCACACACACACACAUACACGCGCGCGCGGUAUGAAGCGUACUGGAGUUUAAACCGCACUUGGGACUGAACCGAGCCCCGUGUGUGGAUUUUAUAAACCAGGAAUUAUCUUUUGGGAUUUCUCUAGAGUGUGAACACCUGUACUUUUCCAUUAAUGAGGCAGCCUCCGGCAGAUGUGGACGGUAUGGCGCUGAGGCGCGCGCUCCUGCCCUCCAUCUCCACUUUCACCACCGGAGCCACUGAGCCGAGAUGGAAGGACGAAAUGUCUCAUCUGAAGCACUUUGACAACAUCAUGACCAAAAAAGAGCCAGAAGAAUUUGAGCUGCUCGACUACGACUUCAUCCUCUCUAACAGCAUUAUGCAGCAGCAGCAGCAACAGCAGCAGCAGCAGCAGAAUCGGCAUCCUCCACAGGAAAUGACGACAUCAUCAGCCUAUACGUCUUAUCACAUGCCAUAUGUUCCAGACAUCAAUGAUGUUUCUCCGAGCGGCGGAUUUGUCGCUGAACUCAUGAGACCUGAUCUGGAUCCUGCCUACCUUCAGCCACUUACUGCUGAAGUCAGCACCCCUGCUAAUUCUAACACUAACGCUAACAUUAACCUCCACGGGAAAUUUUUCGUUAAAACAACCAACCUUCAAGGCAACAUGUCAGCGUACGGCGAGAGAGAGAAUAUGGCUGGAUCAGAACCAUCAACUUUGUUUAUGUGCCGCAGAAUUAAACAGGAAGUCCAGGCCUCCACUUCCUCUUCCUCCCUCUCACCAGAAGAACAUCACACACCUGCACAGGUGUUGGCUCAUCCCUCGAUCUCUGGAAUUCCAUCUCUCAGUUAUCCCCAGUUUGCCGCAGCGUCAGUGCAGUACUCAGAAAUGGUUCCUCCUGCAGCGGAGGAGCCCAAACCCAAACGUGGGCGACGCUCAUGGCCAAGGAAGAGAAUGGCCACGCACACAUGUGAUUACGUCGGCUGUGGGAAAACAUACACGAAGAGCUCGCACCUUAAAGCACAUCAAAGAACACACACAGGGGAGAAGCCAUAUCACUGUGACUGGGAAGGCUGUGGAUGGAAAUUUGCCCGCUCUGAUGAACUGACUCGUCAUUACCGCAAACACACAGGUCACCGGCCGUUUCAGUGUCAGAAGUGUGACCGUGCUUUUUCCCGCUCUGAUCAUCUGGCACUGCACAUGAAACGGCAUCUAUAACCCUUAACCCUAAACCAUGCACAUCCAUAAACUCAGUGCACAGGAUGUCCAUCAAAUCUCCACGAGUUGCCUUUUUAAAUAAAAGACAACGAAAGAAAAUGAUCCGAGACACGCUGUGACGUUCACGGCAAAACAAAGUUCACUAUUAUCUCUUUAUUUUUACUUUAUAUAGAAACGCUGAUGACUCGUGAAUUGGACAAUUCAGCAAACUGUACUGACAAUUUUAUUUAUUAGACUUUAUUAUAAUUGUACAUCAACAUUACUGCCAUUUCAUGUCUUCACUACACCUGGCUGUUUACUGAAGAGCUUCUCAGAGCAAACAUCCCAUCAUACUACAGUAUGAUGAACAUCCAGCAACAACGGCUAAGGAUAACACUAAUUCUAAUAAAGCCUCCUGUAGUGUGCACUAAGUUGUGAUGUUCUGCCUCGAGUUUCACCUCACGCUGAUGGAGACAGAACCGCAGAACCACAUGGAUCAGAAUGAACAUUUCUCUGUAUUAGAGAGAAAACACGUGAAGGAGAUUAAUUGCCACAAUAGGGACUUGGGAGUUUGGUGGUAUUUGGAACACAGCCCAGGAAAAGGAAGCACACAGGAUAUACGGUUGAUUUAGUGCUCUUGUCUUCCAGCACUUCAGUGACUCUGGUGUGUUUACUGAUCUGUUUUUUUUUUUUAAAUAAAAUCAGUAAGCAACAAUUAAAUCACAGGGUGCCAAAAACAGAACAAUAAAGCAGAUCGUUUUGGAAAUACAUGAAUAUAAAACUGUAAUUAUAUUACUAUAAUAUGUUGCUGUCUUUUUAAAAGGUAUUUUUGUAUACAAUAAUAUUUAAAUGAAUAUAUUUCUGCAAAGCAUCAAACACAAGAAAAGCUAAGUGGAAAUUACUAUGAUUUUAGUUAUUGUAUAGAACUGGAAAUGUAUCCAUUUAUAAAUAUUCAGUGGUGUUUUUUUAAGUUACCAGAUAAAUACGGGAAAGUGAUACCAAACUGGAAUAAAAAAAUCUACACACACACACAUAUAUAUAUAUAUAUAUAUACUGUGUGUAUGUAUACAUUUAAUGCUUACAAAAUCAGCUUCAGGAUUUAAACAUAAUGAAAGUAUGGAAAAAAAUAAAUAUAUUGAAUAUCAGGGACAUUAUGGGAUUAUAUUCAAUAACCUAGAUACAUACACACACACACACACACACACACACACACACACAGAUAUUAGUGGUCAUUUCUGGUACAGGUUACUUUUUGGUGCGUUGUGUUUGCAGUGGUGCAAUAAACAUUUUGUUUAAAAGAAAAAACCUCUAAACACUCUGGAUAUUUUUGUAAAAAAAAAAAAAUAAAUGUAAUAUAAUCUUUCAUUUUGUAAACAUGUAAAUAUAUAUUUUUUGUAUUUUAAGUAUGAACACUACUGUAUAAAUAAAAUAUAAAACAUUUCAAUUGAA
This is a messenger RNA of Tachysurus vachellii, 2727 nucleotides long. It is a transcript of the gene klf4, whose product is annotated as Kruppel like factor 4. Gene Ontology annotation, molecular function: DNA-binding transcription factor activity, RNA polymerase II-specific; RNA polymerase II cis-regulatory region sequence-specific DNA binding. Lineage: Eukaryota; Metazoa; Chordata; Actinopteri; Siluriformes; Bagridae. The transcript has 6 exons. The record is from RefSeq and is a predicted model, not a curated record. Gene Ontology annotation, biological process: regulation of transcription by RNA polymerase II. The coding region runs from base 259 to 1299 and encodes 346 amino acids.